Closterium sp. Naga37s-1 is the source of this 333-nucleotide messenger RNA. Lineage: Eukaryota; Viridiplantae; Streptophyta; Zygnematophyceae; Desmidiales; Closteriaceae. The record is from the annotation of a GenBank genome assembly.
AUGGUCUCAUUCCUUCGUACAUAUGGAUCCGUGCUUGAGCGUGCCAGCAGCGGCGGCGUCGGUAUCACUGGAGAUAGCUUAGCAGCCGCAGGGACAAUGGUUGUGGAUCGCGUUCACGUGGGGCUCUUGGCCAUGCUGGGCCAUCCUGUGCAUGGCAUUGAAGCACAGUCGGAGUGGCGUCCCAGCGAGGCCAUGGUAGAAAGAUGUCUGUUGGAGCUAGAAAAGGAUAUUGAUGGUUUCGGGGAUGCUCACGCCCAUCCUCCUCCACGAUCGCGUGUGCGCCUUGCAGCGAUCCACUGCUUUGACGCAGCUAGGUUGAUUCACACCCUCUGA